UUAGCCAGACCAAAUGUUAUACUUCCGUUUCCGGUACACGAGAGAUUGAGAUGUUAUUGCGCAAAAGUAACAUUUUGUGGUUCUUUUGAGCAUAAGUACAGUGUUUUAAAGGUUAAAUAAACAUUAAAAUGGAAGAAGCUAGUUUAGACGACUUUUUUGCUAAGAAAGACAAAAGCAAGAAGAAGUCAAAGUCUUCAAAAGUCAUUGCUAGUGACAUUCUUGAAACAACAGAUGAGCCGGUUAAAAAAGACAAAAAGAAGAAAGUGAAAGAAAAGACACAAACUUCUACAAAUACAAAAUCUGACAGCAACACAAUUGGAAUUACAGUAAACCCAGAAGAGGAAGAAGAAUGGAAAGAAGUUGAAGAAGAGGCUGAAAAAGAUUACUCUGGUUUAAGAAUAGCAAAUCUACAAGUAACAGAAAAGGAAAAUGAGGAGACUGAAGAACAGACAGAGGAGAAUGUAGAAGAGGAAGAUGAUGAUGGUGAAGGAAAAAAGAAGAGGGAUACUGGUCAACAGGGGCCGUGGGUAAAAUCUGAUAAUGUACAACAACCUCCUGUAACCCCCAAACCAGCAGGUACACUAGUAUAGUUGAUAGUUAUUUGU
Molecule: messenger RNA, 605 nt
Organism: Ruditapes philippinarum (Manila clam)
Lineage: Eukaryota; Metazoa; Mollusca; Bivalvia; Venerida; Veneridae
Product: protein CDV3 homolog
Exons: 3
Coding region: 129-590 (153 amino acids)
Cellular component (GO): cytoplasm
Source: RefSeq, a predicted model, not a curated record